This is a messenger RNA of Anoplophora glabripennis (Asian longhorned beetle), 1957 nucleotides long. RefSeq lists its product as uncharacterized. Lineage: Eukaryota; Metazoa; Arthropoda; Insecta; Coleoptera; Cerambycidae. The transcript is spliced from 2 exons. The record is from RefSeq and is a predicted model, not a curated record. Gene Ontology annotation, cellular component: nucleus. Bases 97 to 1206 code for a protein of 369 amino acids.
UUAUUUUAAAUCAUUUUAAAUGUAGAAAAUUAGAUAAUUUUAAUAGUAUUGUGAUAUAAUUUUUAUAAUUUCAUUAUGGGUAAUUAAUAUGUUACGAUGUCUUUCUUAUCUAAGGUGUGCCAUAUAGUAAAUAUUACAAGAUUAUUGAGAUCUUACUCAGCUCCUAAAAGGGAUCCAGGGAUAAAUUUACGCAAAAAAGCCCUUAAUUUAGACGCAGAAAUAGAUGAAAUUGAAUUCGAUGACUUGGAAACGGACUUUAUGAACGUACACAAGACACAUCGGGAACAUGUAUCGGAAAUUGAAGCUGGUCUUGAGAAAGAAAAGUUCCACAUUGUUAGACAGAAAUAUUUUAAAGAAAAGCAGUUAAAUUUUUUAACUUGGUACGAUAAGGACCAAAUUAAAUAUUUACACAGUACUGACCCUGAGGAGUGGACAAUUGAAAAGUUAUCCGAGAGUUUUCCAGCAUUGCCGGAAGUUAUUAAGAAAAUUGUGAAAUCCAAGUGGACAUUAAAUGCAACUAGAGUAUCAAAUCACGAUAGGACUGUACAAAAAAAUUGGGAGAACUUCAAAAGUGGCCAAAUAAAAGAUUUGCCCGAGGAGCUAGUAAAUCAUUUAAAUAAAUUUACAAAUCGAGCAUUACAUUUCAAACCGUUUGAAGCUCCUCAGACUAAAAAUGUUGUUAACGUAAAUACGAAACGAGUAGGUACAGAGUUUUCUGAUAUAAUAACCAGUUAUAACAAACUAAAAGCUAAGAAGCACCACAAUUCGGAUGAAGAGUUAACAGUAAACAUAAACACUGAGAUCUUAAAAAGUGUGAGCGAUAGCAAUAACGGUAUAAAUCAGAGAAUAAAAAAGAGACAUCUUACUUUGCACGAGUUGCAGAAUAAGCUUGAAAAUAGAUUAAAUUUGGGUAAAGACUUACCAGAAGAUGAAAAACUGAUGUUGAAGAAUUUAAAACAAUCUUCGGAGGUUAAUCCGAUGGAACAAAAUCAAAACAAUUUUGAAGAUGUUAUGAUUAAUAAAUUUGAAACUAGUAAAAGUACGACUUUAAUGAAGAAAAAGCAACAAGAUUACAACCACUUAAUUUAUCCAGAGAAAAUUUCAAUACCAAAAAAUUUACGAAAGAAAGGUUACACUUACAAGUUGAACGAUUGUUAUUAUGACGAUGACGGUCUGUUUUUAUACAGGGUGCCAGGAAUGUAUUAAAACAUAAUAAUUAUGUAUAUUUGAUUUUAUUUAUUAAAAACAAUUUAAAAAUGACUAGCAUAAGCGUUAUUUUUAUAAAAAAUUAACCUUAUAUCGAUAAAGAUAACAAAUACUGUACCCAUUUUAGGUAAUACAGAAAGUAAAGCGUUAUAGUCACAUUCUGCACGAUAAGAGAAUUCUGCAAGUGAAAACUAAGAGUACUGGAUUAAAAUUAGUGUUUUGACUUAAUUUAUAUUAUAUACAAAUAUUGUAUAAGCGUGUGGCUCGUAGUUUUUUUAAAAGUAAUUCUAGGUUAACAAAAAGAACUUUCGUGGUGAAAAAAUUUGAAAUCAAAUUUGUGAAAAAGGGAAUUAAAAUAGGAAGUGUUCAGAAUCUCGAAAAAGGUUGCACGUAUAUCUGGAAAAUAUGUGUAUAUAUUUUUUUCAUAACCAAUUAAUAAAUACAAUUAUUCGUUUUAUUUUUCACAAAAUUUUCAUUUUUCCUAAAUUACAGUAUGAAUUUUAAAAAAUUCAAGACCUCGGAAUGGGAACCCCCUAAGUUUAAUUUAUUUCGCAAAUUUCGUAGAAAACUUUUUCAUCGAAAACGCCCAUGUUUAUAAAAAUUGAAUAAUUUCAAGUUUUUAUCAGUUGUCGCUGUAUAACUAACUGAUUAUUAUACACACUUUUUCCUACAAAACUUCAAAUAAAUUUACCAAACAAAAUAGUUAAUCUAAAUAAUAAAUUUGCAGAAAUGUGUUAUUAAUUCAUUUUUC